GCGGCCGCCAGGCGGCACCGCGCCAGCACUGCCGCCCAGGCCUCACGUCUGACACGAACAGCGCGCGCCGCCACGAACCGGGCCGGCCCCCCAGCCAAUGGGCGCCGCGCUACAAGUGACCACGCCCACCGCCCCUCGCACGUAAAGGGAGUCUCUGGCCCGGCCUCGCCGGCUGCUGGCUUCUGAUUGGCUGGGGCGAGCAGUGGCCGCAGCAGGCGAAGCCGGUGUUCUCGCACUCGGGUGGCGGCCAGAAACCGGCAGGACUGGAAGGGACCCCGCGUCUCGGUUCAAAAGGUUCUCGGUGCUCCUGGAAUGUGCUAGAAGGUCUUCUCUGCACAGUAUAACUUGAAAGGGCUUCUUAAGAUACAAAUCCUAGUGUUGUGCCCCUGGCCGUUUGAAUCACAAUCUCAGAGAAGCCAUUUUGCACAAGCUGACAGGUUGCCAUGCCUUUGGAAAAGUGUGUCAGUAGUUAUGCCUGGCCUUACAGAAUAAUGUGCUCAGCAAACUAAGUUUGAAUAUCUGGUUAUUGCUGACUUAAAAAUAAAAAUAUGUUCUACUUUCUGACAGAUAUAGGAAGACUCUUCAAGAAAUCACAAUGUCAACCAACACAGACCUUUCUCUCUCUUCAUACGAUGAAGGUCAGGGGUCUAAGUUUAUUCGGAAAGCUAAGGAGACACCGUUUGUCCCCAUUGGAAUGGCGGGCUUUGCAGCGAUUGUUGCCUAUGGGUUGUACAAGCUGAAGAGCAGAGGAAAUACAAAGAUGUCCAUUCACUUGAUCCACAUGCGUGUAGCAGCCCAGGGCUUUGUUGUGGGGGCCAUGACUCUUGGUAUGGGCUACUCCAUGUAUCAGGAAUUCUGGGCCAACCCUAAGCCUAAGCCUUAGAAGAGCUGGUGGCAUGGGAAGUGCUUGCUUUAGUUAGACGUCUCAUAUUGAGGUUACGUGUUUGUAUCUACAAUAAAUAACAUGUGGGUUUAGACAAAACACGGUAUUGAAUAUUGGUUUACUUUCUUGCCAGCUUGAUUUGCCAAAUUGUUAGUGACUGAUUCGCUAACUAGGUCACUCAUGGGGGUUAAGGUAACACAGAAGAAAUCUGUCACCUGAAAGUAGUUGGGUACAGUGUUUUCCUCACACCCUUGUGAUGAAAGUCAUUGUAAGAAGGGCAGCUGACAAUGCAGAUACACACACAAUAUGUGCAGACUAGGCCAUGCUUUGGGAGGGUGUCAGGAAAGAAUCCUGUUUGCUCUGGUUCGUUUAUUUUGUCUGCUUGUGGGCUGACUUCAGAACUUCAGGUUUUAAGGUUUGUUGGCUUCUGAAAACACUUUCCAAAGAGUCCACAAAAUAUAACUAGCUUAUAAAUCCCCUAUAACUAAGUAGGAGGGAGAGAGAGAAAGAGAUUGUGUGUGUGUGUGUGUGUGCGUGUGUGCAUGCGUGCGUGCGUGCACGUACAGCAACUUGGAAAGCUGAUAAGAGCUGCAGAAAGGCAGUGUUUAUUAAAAUCACACUUAGAAACUGGUUGUGGGUUCUGGUUAAGCUCUUUUAUAAUUGCAAAGUUCUAUUUUUGCUGCUUGGUAGUAGGAUAAUUCUUAAACAUCUUAAACUAUAGGUUUUUGUUUCUUUUUUGUGGUACUAGGCAUUACGUGCAGGGUCUCACAUAGGCCAAGCAAGUGCUGUACCAUGGAGUUGAACCCCGGCAGCAGUAGGUACUGUAUGUUGUAACACAAGGAUAAAGGAAAUACAUGGCCUAGUACAGGCAGUGUGUCUACUUCGUAAGAGCCGUGUCUAUCCAGGUACCAAAAGUGAGAGGUCAGCAGUGGGUGGGCUGGUGUUUUGAGACAUUACACACAUACUUGGACAUACAGAAUGUUAAGUGCACUUUGAAAUCCAUGUCCAACCCAAACUAAUAUUCCAUAGAGACAAGGUGUCAUAUGUAUUGUUAUUAAAAUAACUCUGAACAUAUCA
Mus musculus (house mouse) is the source of this 1960-nucleotide messenger RNA. RefSeq names its product HIG1 domain family, member 1A (gene Higd1a). Lineage: Eukaryota; Metazoa; Chordata; Mammalia; Rodentia; Muridae. The record is from RefSeq and is marked validated. The transcript has 6 exons. Gene Ontology annotation, cellular component: mitochondrial membrane; mitochondrion; mitochondrial inner membrane. Bases 596 to 883 code for a protein of 95 amino acids.